This is a messenger RNA of Symbiodinium natans, 3675 nucleotides long. Lineage: Eukaryota; Dinophyceae; Suessiales; Symbiodiniaceae. The record is from the annotation of a GenBank genome assembly.
AUGUCGCAGCACCAGCAGAUUUUGGAGGAGACCCAAAAGCUGAUCCAAGUGUUGAGGGACCCCAAUGCCAGUGACUCGCAGAAGGCGGACACCGCCAGCAGCCUCCGCCUCUUGGUGGGGAGCGAUGAAGCAAAGCAGCUGGCCGUGGAAAAGCAAGGUGCAGUUCCACCCUUGGUGAAGCUGCUGAAGGAGGGAUCUGAUCGGGCCAAGAAGGAGGCGGCCAAUGCUUUGUAUGCCUUGUCUGGCAAUAAGCAGCUGGCCCAGGCCAUUGUAGCUGCUGGUGGAAAGGAGCCCCUGGUAGCCUUGGCUCGAGAUUGCAGGGAAGAUGAUGAUGUGAAGUGGGGCAGGACUCAUGCUCUGAGAGCUAUGCCGAAUUUGCAUAAGGCUGAGACAGCUGAGGCUGGCUCAGGCCCCAAGCAGUUCCAGGCUCAGGUGAAGGCUUUGGAGAGUGACAGCUCUGAAGAGCAGCGUAAAGCUGCCGAGCAGCUGGGAACCUGGGCUGCGUCAUCCGAUGAGAACCGCGUUGCCAUUCACCACGCCGGUGGUGCUGAAGCACUGGUGGCUCUGGUGGUCACUGGCAGCGAUGACGCCAAAUGCCAUGCUGCCAGAGCCCUCCGACAUCUGGCCAACCAUAAGGAGGCCAAAGAGAAGAUCUUGAAAGCUGAUGGCAUCGCAGUACUGGCCCCCCUUGCAAAGCAUGGGAAGGGGAAAGUUAAAGAGGCGGCCAGUGAGGCUCUCAACUUGCUUUCGAUGGUCGCUGCCAAACCCAGCCCUGCUGCAGCUGCAACCUCGAUUCCAACUGGUGAAGGAACACGCGUUGCGAUGUUUUCGGCUAGGUUCGAUGGAGGUCCAGUCGAGCAGCUCUUCCGAAAGGUUUUCAAGAUCCUUCAGGACAACAAGUACGACAUCCUGAUGGUGGCCGCGGACGCAGGGAAGAGCUUUGGGGAUCUGACCGCCAAGUAUCUUGGCCGUCUUCGCAGCGAACAAGGCACCAUGAUUGCUGUCUGUACCAAGCACUACGGGGAGAUGACAGCGUCUUCGUAUUCCUCACACGAGGAACUGAAGUUUGCGCUUGAGUACAAGAGUUCAAUGACAGUACUGCCAUUGCAGGUGGAAGAUACUUACCCCCCAAAACCACCAGGUGGUCCAGAUCACAAAUUUGACAAGGAGAAGUUGGCCCAGGGCUACAUUGAUAUGGUCUUUAGGCCAAGUGUUGUCAGAUUGGACUGCCGCAACAGCUCCGGCCAACUGAAAUCUGAGACAGACAUAGCAGUGGAUAUCGCAAAGGCUCUGGCUGGGGCUUCCGAUGUGGAUGCUCUGCUCGCGCGGGGCUUCGCCAACCGAGCAACGGAGGGCACCCUCUGUAAUGACAGCUCUUCGCGCUCCCACGUUGUGCUCACGGUGAAAGCCGUGGAACCAGGGCGCGGGCGCUUGGUGCUCGUAGACCUGGCGGGCUCCGAGAACGUCCAACGCAGCGGCGCUGACGAGGAUGCCAAGCUGCUGGCGGAAGCCAAAGCCAUCAACCGAAGUUUGAGCGCCCUGGCGGAUGUGGUCGAGGCCACGGCAAAGCAGCAGAACUUCGUUCCCUACCGCAACUCGCGCUUGACCAUGCUGUUGGAGGACGCACUCUGCAUGUCCCGUGUCCUGCUGCUCGUUCACGUGAGCCCCUUCGCCCGGGACGCCACGGACACAGCCCACUCCCUGACCUUUGCUAGCCGGGUGCGUGCCGUGGACUUUGGGGCCCAACGACUGCGGCAGGACCAAGAGGAUCGUGCGCGGGCGGCGCAGAUCCGAAGCCAACAGGAGGCGCGCCAGCUGCAACAGCAGCUGGACCAAGUCAAGAGAGAGCUCACCGACUCGCAGAAAGCACAAUCUGAGCUCAAGCAACAGGUCUCACAUCUCGGGGAGCAGCUGCGCGAGAGGCAGCGCGAGCUCACACGGGAGCAGGAGCUGCGCUCGCGGGCUGAGGAGAGCGCCCGGGAGAUGCGCCUCGCGGGCCGCAGCGACAGCCUCGCCGCGGGGGCGCCAGGCCGGCCCAGCAGCCCCAUGUCCCGGAGCAACUCGGCCCCGCGGCUCGGGCCAGCGAAGCCUCGGGCGCCCCUGGGGGCCAAGGCCUCCACAGAGCUGCGAGGCACAGCGCCAACCCGACAGCGGCCACAGCCGGCGCUGAACAGGGGCUUCCUGGAAGAAGAGUUUGAGGCUCUGGAUUCCGUGUCGCCCUCCAAAGCACAGACGGGGGACUUGCCACCGAGGAAGCCCUUCCUGGAUCGAACCAAUGAGAAUGACGUGGCCGACGCCGUGAGCCCGGCCACGAAGAUCCUGCUGUCACCGGCCAAGAUGGAGUUCACAAGCCCCACCAAGCCGAUCAAAGACUUCGCGCACACCCUGGGUACUCCGACACGAGGCUCUCUCAUGACGCCGGAAAGGCCAUCGACUCUGAGCCCGUACGGAAAUGCCGAGGCGCCCAACACUGGUGCGGCGGCCGAAGGCAAAACCAAGAGCCCCGUGAAGGCUCUGCAGUACCAUGGCGCCCAGGUGCGUCCCGUACUUAAGAAGCUGCCGACCGAUUUCAAGACCCGCCUCCUGAAGAAGCAGGAGCUUGGGGCGGCCUUCACCACGACAGGCAAGCACGUGACCUUCGCGGAGCAGGAGCAAACGGCCUGUUCACCCCCGAGGUGGUACCUCGACCUGCUCGAGUAUGAGCAGUCCUGUAGACAGGCGGAGUCCAAACCCGAGGCGGCCAAAUCGCCCCGAGGGAGGUCCCUGACCCCUCCACAGCGCCGUCCAGGUGGAAACUCCCCGCUGGCGGCGCUGACUUGUCCUAGGUGCAUCAUCAUUCCCCACAUGGUGAGGAUCGAUUUCAACGGCAACAACAUCGCCACUUGCCUUCCUGGGUUUCUCUUCGGGCUAGAGGUGUCUCUGGCUGAGAUUGACAAGCUCGUUGUUGAGGAGCUCAUGUUAGAGUUCGCGGUCAGCCACGGGGCAUGUGCAUGUUCACUGUUUCAUCUGCAGCCACCCGUUCUCAAAGCCGAGAACAUCAGAGAUUCAGUGGCAGCCAUGGUUGUGCGCACCAUCCGCAAAGAAAGGGACAACGUUCCUUACAAAAGGCAAUCGGCCGUCAACAUGUACUGCAUCGCCAAGUUCGAUGGCAAGAGCUUAGGUGGCAGAAUCGUAGCAGAGAAGCGCGACGAUAACGGGAAGAAGAUCGCCUACACCGUUGAGCUGUUUGGCAUCGAAGGUAUUCAGGUAUGGUUACCGAUCUACAGCAACUGGCCAAGGAAGGUCAUUGCAGUGGCUGAUGUGAAGUUUCGUGGAAUCGACACAGCCAUGCAGGAGUUGCGCAAGACGGCCGAAAUGCUCGAUGAGGCUUGCUGCUCUUUCUCCAUUCAGGUGGUCAAUUGGAAGAUGUUCAAGCGUGAAUGGGACAGUGGCACAGAGACGCGCUUUUAUGGUGGCUGGUACAAGGCAGCCAUCCGCUCUGACGGCGACAGCGACGCCUGGGUCGAGAAGCACGAGUUCAAGAAGCUCUUGGGCUACCUGAUCUACUUCAACAAGCUUUUCUGGGUCUUCGAAAGCUGUGACGGAGACCGAGACAGGCCCGAUGCUUCGCGUUCUUGGCUAUCAGCCGCUUGGGGCUUUCAGGGUUCAGGGGUUAGGGGUUUCGGGAUGCUGUAG